AUGGACAAGGAGGACGAAACCAAGGAAGAGCAAGCUGCUGAGGAUUUGAAGGAGGACAAGGCUCAAGAAGAGACUAGAAGUGCACUUGUACAUGUCCCUUUAGAGAAGAAAGAGCCUAAAUUACAACACUUUCUAGACGAGCAAAAGGAGACCGGGGAUGAGCAAAUUGCUCAAUUCUUGGCAAUCCUCAAGAAGUUACAAGUCAAUAUUUCUUUUGCUGAGAAAUUCUUAACCAGCAUUUUUCCAUCCAUCAUAUUGACCAAGGAGUGCAGUGCUCUAGUACAAAAGAAGCUACCUCCAAAAUACCGGAUCUCCGGAAGCUUCCUAAUUCCCUGUACUAUAGGGACCAUUGCAUUUGAGAAGGCACUAUGCGACCUAGGAUCAAGCAUAAAUUUGAUACAUCUCUCUGUGAUGAAGAAACUGGGGAUCCAAGAGGUGCAUCCCACAAGAAUCUCACUGGAGAUAGCAGACAAGUCCCUGAAGCGAGCAUAUGGAAUGGUGGAGAAUGUCCUUGUGAAGGUUGAGAACCUUUACCUUUCUGCAAACUUCGUGAUACUUGACACUAGAGAGGACAAGAACGACUCCAUCAUCCUAGGAAGGCCAUUCCUAGCUACUGGGAAGGCCUUGAUAGAUGUUGAGAAAUGA
Messenger RNA from Arachis stenosperma, 645 nucleotides. RefSeq lists its product as uncharacterized. Lineage: Eukaryota; Viridiplantae; Streptophyta; Magnoliopsida; Fabales; Fabaceae. Bases 1 to 645 code for a protein of 214 amino acids. The record is from RefSeq and is a predicted model, not a curated record. The transcript is spliced from 2 exons.